AUGGCGGAAUCGUCUGAGUCUUUCACCGGGGCGUCCAGCCCAGCACGGCGCCGCAGAGGCACGGACCCUGUUACCUCCAGCCCUGGCCGCAGCUCUCGGCGCACUGAUGCCCUGACUUCCAGCCCCGGCCGAGACUUGCCUCCCUUUGAGGAUGAGUCAGAAGGGCUGCUGGGCACCGAGGGGCCCCUGGAAGAAGAGGAAGAUGAUGGAGAAGAGCUUAUUGGGGAUGGCAUGGAGAGGGACUACCGCGCCAUCCCAGAGCUGGACACCUAUGAAGCUGAAGGGUUGGCUCUGGACGACGAGGACGUGGAGGAAUUGACCGCCAGCCAGAGGGAGGCUGCUGAGCGGGUCAUGAGACAGCGGGACCAGGAGGCUGGCCGUGGCCUGGGCCGCAUGCGCCGCGGGCUGCUGUAUGACAGUGAUGAGGAAGAGGAGGAGCGCCCCACCCGGAAACGCCGCCUGGUGGAGCGGGCCACCGAGGACGGCGAGGAGGACGAGGAGAUGAUCGAGAGCAUCGAGAACCUGGAGGACCUGAAGGGCCACUCUGUCCGGGAGUGGGUGAGCAUGGCCGGCCCGCGGCUGGAGAUCCACCACCGAUUCAAGAACUUCCUGCGCACCCACGUGGACGGGCACGGUCACAACGUCUUCAAGGAGCGCAUCAGUGACAUGUGCAAAGAAAACCGGGAGAGCCUGGUGGUGAACUAUGAGGACCUGGCGGCCCGGGAGCACGUGCUGGCCUACUUCUUGCCAGAGGCCCCAGCAGAGCUGCUGCAGAUCUUUGACGAGGCUGCCCUGGAGGUGGUGUUGGCCAUGUACCCCAAAUACGACCGCAUUGCCAACCACAUCCAUGUCCGGAUCUCCCACCUGCCCCUUGUGGAGGAACUGCGCUCGUUGAGACAGUUACACCUGAACCAGCUGAUCCGCACCAGCGGGGUCGUGACCAGCUGCACAGGCGUCCUGCCCCAGCUCAGCUUGGUCAAAUAUAAUUGCAACAAGUGUAACUUCGUCCUGGGACCCUUCUGCCAGUCACAGAACCAGGAAGUAAAGCCAGGCUCCUGUCCCGAGUGCCAGUCAGCUGGCCCCUUUGAAGUCAACAUGGAGGAGACCAUCUAUCAGAACUACCAGCGCAUCCGGAUUCAGGAGAGUCCGGGCAAGGUGGCCGCGGGCCGACUGCCUCGCUCUAAGGAUGCCAUCCUCCUUGCUGAUCUGGUGGAUAGCUGCAAACCAGGGGAUGAAAUAGAGCUGACUGGCAUCUACCACAACAACUACGAUGGCUCGCUCAACACCACUCAUGGCUUCCCGGUCUUUGCCACUGUCAUUCUGGCCAACCACGUUGCCAAGAAGGACAAUAAGGUGGCUGUCGGGGAGCUGACGGACGAGGAUGUGAAGAUGAUCACCAGCCUCUCGAAGGAUCAGCAGAUAGGGGAGAAGAUCUUUGCGAGCAUUGCUCCUUCCAUCUAUGGGCAUGAAGACAUCAAGAGAGGCCUGGCUCUGGCUUUGUUUGGAGGGGAGCCCAAAAACCCAGGUGGCAAGCACAAGGUGCGAGGUGACAUCAACGUGCUCCUCUGUGGAGAUCCUGGCACGGCUAAGUCUCAGUUCCUCAAAUACAUUGAGAAAGUGUCGAGCCGAGCCAUCUUCACCACUGGCCAGGGGGCUUCGGCCGUAGGUCUCACGGCCUAUGUCCAGCGGCAUCCUGUCAGCAGGGAAUGGACCUUAGAAGCCGGGGCCCUCGUGCUGGCUGACAGAGGAGUGUGUCUCAUAGAUGAGUUUGACAAGAUGAACGACCAGGACAGAACCAGCAUCCAUGAGGCAAUGGAACAACAAAGCAUCUCUAUUUCAAAGGCCGGCAUUGUCACCUCACUGCAGGCUCGCUGCACUGUCAUUGCUGCUGCCAACCCCAUAGGAGGGCGCUACGAUCCCUCACUCACCUUCUCAGAAAACGUGGACCUCACAGAGCCCAUCAUCUCGCGCUUCGAUGUCCUGUGUGUGGUGAGAGACGUCGUGGAUCCAGUCCAGGAUGAGAUGCUGGCCCGCUUUGUAGUAGGGAGCCAUGUCAGGCACCACCCCAGCAACAAGGAGGCGGAAGGUCUGGUCAACGGCAGCACGCCAGAGCCUGCCAUGCCAAAUACAUACGGAGUAGAGCCUCUGCCCCAGGAGGUACUAAGGAAAUACAUCAUCUAUGCCAAGGAAAAGGUCCACCCAAAGCUCAACCAGAUGGAUCAGGACAAGGUGGCCAAGAUGUACAGUGACCUGAGGAAAGAAUCCAUGGCAACAGGCAGCAUCCCCAUUACUGUGCGGCACAUUGAGUCCAUGAUCCGAAUGGCAGAAGCCCAUGCGCGCAUCCACCUGCGGGACUACGUGAUAGAGGAUGAUGUCAACAUGGCCAUUCGCGUGAUGCUGGAGAGUUUCAUUGACACACAGAAGUUCAGCGUCAUGCGAAGCAUGCGGAAGACUUUUGCCCGCUACCUUUCCUUCCGGCGCGAUAACAACGAGCUGUUGCUCUUCGUGUUGAAGCAGUUGGUGGCAGAGCAGGUGACAUAUCAGCGCAACCGCUUUGGGGCCCAGCAGGACAUGAUUGAAGUCCCUGAGAAGGACUUGGUUGACAAGGCUCGUCAGAUCAACAUCCACAACCUCUCAGCUUUUUAUGACAGUGAACUCUUUAGGAUGAACAAGUUCAGCCUCGACCUGAAACGGAAAAUGAUCCUUCAGCAGUUCUAGGGCUUUGGGCCGUCAGAAUAACUAACUGUGCCUUCUGGUUUGGACAGGCAGAGCCAAGUGCUCAGUUCACCAUGUCCUUUCUUGAUUCAACACCAGCCCACUGAGGACUAGGAAUUCAGAUCCAGUGGGGUUUGGAGUUGAAUCCCCUGGCUUCACCCACAGACUUCUGAGGGCUAAGGCUAAGGCUAUGGCUUGUAGUCAUGGUAUUUAUUUCGUUUGCUCUGUUUUUAGCUUCUCACGCCUUCUCAGAUGAGCGCACUUUACCAGUGUUACAACCCACGCAACGGCCUACCAGUGGUCUCUGCCGAGCUUGGAUAAAAAUUAUUUGUGUUCAGGACACCCGUGGUAGAAGAUGUAGUGUACUUGGAUGAGGUCUAUCUUGGGUAACUUGCAUACAAGUGUGUUCAGAGAACUGUUGUUCUCUUGAAAUUAUUUCCUUGUCCACACUGCUUCUACCACUCUUUUUCCUAGGAGCAGCUUAAAAGGCAUUUGUAGUAGUUUCCCAAACCUUGUUGGGGAAUUUUUCGAAACCACAGUGAAAUGACAGCAUUAUCGAUAGUCAAUUGUUGGUUGUUCUGAAAGUUUACCUGCUAGUGAGUGAGGGUUAUCUGAUAGUUACAAGUGUCAACCAACAUCACUAUGUCCAUCCCUACCCAAUUCUCCAUUCUCGUAUUUGUACAUUUGAUUUUUUUUCCUUAUAGUUUUACUUUUUAAUAAAGUUAAAUAAAAUGCAAACAUUA
Molecule: messenger RNA, 3458 nt
Organism: Echinops telfairi (small Madagascar hedgehog)
Lineage: Eukaryota; Metazoa; Chordata; Mammalia; Afrosoricida; Tenrecidae
Gene: MCM2
Product: minichromosome maintenance complex component 2
Exons: 16
Coding region: 1-2718 (905 amino acids)
Biological process (GO): double-strand break repair via break-induced replication; DNA replication; mitotic DNA replication initiation
Cellular component (GO): MCM complex; nucleus
Molecular function (GO): 3'-5' DNA helicase activity; single-stranded DNA binding; single-stranded DNA helicase activity
Source: RefSeq, a predicted model, not a curated record